ACAAUACUUUUGAAUCGCACAUUUUCAAUAACUGAUUCUUACUACUUGAGAUUGAACACUAAAAUGAUACCAGCUACCAGAAUUUUUAACAGCCAGCAACAAAGCAUCUUCAAUGCUCAUCAUCCCAUUCCCAUCUCAAGCCAAAGAUUACGUGGCGUGGCUGAAAUCCCACAACAGCAAGUUUGUCUUGUGCACUUGGAUACUUCAGCUUAUGCCAAACUACUCAGAAUCAGUAACAGUGAAGUAAAGAUUUAUGCUGGCAGGAGGAGAAGGUCAAAUUACAUGGACACAGAUACUUAUGUCUACUUGGAACCAGGGAAAAGUGAGGAGUUUGUCUCAGAGGAAGAAUUGAAGAUGAAGCUUAAAGUUUGGCUAGAAAACUGGCCAAACAAGGUGUUACCACCUGACCUUGCUCGAUUUGAAACACUCGACGAUGCAGUCUCUUUUCUAGUGAAAUCUGUAUGUGAGCUUGAAAUUGAUGGAGAUGUUGGUUCAAUUCAAUGGUACGAGGUCCGUCUUGAGUAAAUAAUAUGUUGGGAAAUUUUAUGAACAAUGUUAUCUGCUUUAGAUUUUUUUUGGUUCA
Molecule: messenger RNA, 583 nt
Organism: Beta vulgaris subsp. vulgaris (sugar beet)
Lineage: Eukaryota; Viridiplantae; Streptophyta; Magnoliopsida; Caryophyllales; Amaranthaceae
Product: protein CHLORORESPIRATORY REDUCTION 7, chloroplastic-like
Exons: 3
Coding region: 64-525 (153 amino acids)
Cellular component (GO): chloroplast stroma
Source: RefSeq, a predicted model, not a curated record